GGGAUUUGUUAUAGGACCAAGACGUAAUGCAAUUUUGUUAAAUGAGCAAGAAAUAAUUUUCGAAAUUUUUAGGAGAGAGAGGCGCUACUCCUUAUUUUAAAGAAGGGAAGCAAAGCUAUGGAUUCUGAUUCAGUCAUAUGGCUGCUUCUUUGUACUGUCUCAUACUGGAUUAUGUUAACAAUGUCAAAAAGGGUGGCAAAAGCCAUUGAUUUUUUCUCCGGGUUUAAGAGAGAAAGGUGAAGCAGGAGAGAAAUGGAUUUGAAAUUGAAAGUGGAUGAGUGGAAAUAGAGAGAGAAUGGAAAGACACGACCUGUAAGAGAGAGAUAGAGAGAGAGAGGUGAAGAAGAAGAAGAAGAGAAUGGAUUUGGAACUGGAAGUGGAUAUGGCCGGAAAUAGAGAGAGAAUGCAAUACAACAUGUAAGAGAGAGAGAGAGGAAGAAGAAGAAGAAUGGAUUUGGAUUUGGACAUGGAUGGUGCUUGGGUAAAUGAAUCAACAAAUGAAGAUGUUGCAUCAGGCUACGCCUUCUCUCCAAAUUGCCAGGAACUCUCCUUCUGUUCACUUUCCCCUAGCCACAACAUCCCUGAUUUUAGUCAGUUUCCUACACAGCCUGAUAAAACCACUGAAACGCAAGUUACCCAACAAUUCGAAGCCUCAUCUUCCCUUCCUAAAACCAUGUAUAACCCUGAAUCUUAUAGCCCCAUGUGGCUUUUCUCAGACAAUUCUUUUCCCCUUAAAAUUUCAGAAAACGAUCCACAAAUUACAAUUCCAGGCAAUAUUGACCCUGAAUCAGGCCUGAAACAGGAGAAAUCCAUCGAUUUAACCAACUGUGAUGGCUCGAAUGGGCUUCCAGGUCCAAAUCAUAUGAUGGGCCUCUCAGAAAAGAACCAAACUGGGGGUUUUAUUGUGAUUUCGGAGAGCAAUUCAAAUGAAAAAUCAGAUAAGGCUUCGAAUAAUCAGAACUGGGUUGUGGAUGAAAGGUCUGAAUCUGAUGGUUCCUGUGUUCUUAAGGCAAGGAUGAUGCAGGCUCUUCGGUACUUUAAGGAAUCUACAGAGCAGCAUGUAUUAGUUCAAGUUUGGGCACCUGUUAAGAAUGGAGAUAAAUAUGUUCUCACCACUUCAGGCCAACCCUUUGUUCUUGACCCCCAUAGCAAUGGCCUUCUCCAAUAUAGGACUGUGUCUCUUAUGUAUGUUUUUUCGACUGAUCCUGAGAAGGAUAGUGAUUUAGGACUUCCUGGCCGGGUUUUUAGAAAGAAGCUGCCUGAAUGGACCCCGAAUGUUCAGUAUUAUAGCAGCAACGAAUACGCAAGACUUACUCAUGCUAUGCAUUACAAUGUCCGGGGAACACUAGCUUUGCCAGUGUUCGAGCCUUUGGGGCAAUCGUGUGUUGGUGUUGUCGAGCUUAUCAUGACAGCCCAGAAGAUAAAUUAUGCUCCUGAGGUUGAUAAAGUUUGUAAGGCUCUUGAGGCUGUAAAUCUGAAAAGUUCUGAAAUAUUGGAUCAUCCAAAUCUGCAGAUAUGUAAUGAAGGCCGCCAAGCUGCCUUGGCUGAAAUCUUGGAAAUAGUAACUGUGGUUUGUGAGACCCACAGUCUACCUUUAGCCCAGACUUGGGUUCCAUGUCGCCACCGAAGUGUUCUUGCCCAUGGGGGUGGUUCAAGGAAGAGUUGCACAAGCUUUGAUGGGAGUUGUAUGGGACAAGUUUGCAUGUCAACAACUGAUGUGGCAUUCUAUGUUGUUGAUGCUCAUAUGUGGGGGUUUAGGGAUGCUUGCUCAGAACAUCAUUUGCAAAAGGGUCAAGGGGUAACUGGUAGGGCAUUUGAAUCACAUAGGCCUCGUUUCUCGAGGGACAUAACUCAAUUUAGCAAAACCGAAUACCCCCUUGUUCACUAUGCACGCAUGUUUGGAUUAGCCGGUGCCCUUGCUAUAUGUCUAAGAAGCACUCAUACUGGGAGUGAUGAUUAUAUAUUGGAGUUUUUUUUGCCACCCAACUGCAAAGACACUACAGAGCAGCAGCGCCUUUUGGAUUCUCUAGCUACAACUAUACAAGGGUGUCGCCGGAGCUUAAGGGUUGUUAGCGACCAAGAGUUGAUGGAGGAAAAUGUGCUAGAAAUAAUUGAAGGUUCUAUGAAUGGGGGAGGUGAUAUGAUGAUUGAAGGUGAAACAGGUCAAAAUUGUGCUAAUGUUCACAUCACUCAAGAAAGUGGCGAACCUCAUGAGAAUGAUGAGUUGCAACUUUUGGAGCAGCAGCGGCCUUCUGAGGUUGAAGUCCAUAAGGAUGAUGGGAAACUGAUAAAUACAGAACAAGAACAUGCUGCUGCUCCUCUUUCUAAGGGUAAAAAUGUGAAGAAGGGCUUAGAAAGGAGGAGGGGGAAAGCCGAGAAGACAAUAAGCUUAGAGGUACUCAAACAGUAUUUUGCUGGGAGUCUCAAGGAUUCUGCAAAGAGUAUUGGAGUUUGCCCCACUACUCUCAAGCGCAUAUGUAGGCAACAUGGAAUCUCUCGAUGGCCAUCUCGCAAGAUCAACAAGGUGAACCGUUCGCUCUCUAAGUUGCAACGAGUGAUUGAAUCCGUCCAUGGUGCAGAAGGGGCAUUCAACCUCCCUGUGGCUCUGGGUCCUAUUCCUUUGUCCACCGAUCUAAAAGCCUCUAAAGAGCACUCUCAUCACUCUGUGGAGAAAGAAAGAGAAACACCACCCUCUAAAACCCUUGAGGAGGAGCAUCCUAACAGCCAGGUUGAACCGCUGAUUAGAAUUGAAUCAGAUGUUCACCAACAACUUGGUGAUGUUGGAUACACUGUGCAUGAGUCUAAGAGUAAGAGCGACGUUGGCGAUGAAGCCACUGAAGCUCCGACUUCUCAAGGUUCAUGCCUAAGUAGCCCAACUAGCGAGACCCAAUUGAACAACUUGCACACUUCUCUCAUCCAUGAGAUAGAAAGCUUUGAUGGGUUCCGACCCAUUGUCGAUGCAGGCAGUUGUAAAGAUUUGAGUUCUCUUUGUAACAUGGGUACGGAAGAUAUACCAGAGGAGCAAUUACCCGAGCCAAAUGGAGUACAAGAGCCUCUUCCUCUCUCUCUAGAACCUCACCCACCUUUUCAACCAGCUAUUGUUUCACCCUUUGUGCAAGAAACCCAAGCUGACAUAAAAAGUGUGGCUGUGAAGGCCUCAUAUAAGGAGGACAUCAUCAGGUUUCGGCUGCGUUUUACUUCGGGGGUGGUGGAAUUGAAUGAAGAGGUGGCAAAGAGGCUCAAAUUGGAGAUGGGUACUUUUGAUAUUAAGUAUUUGGAUGAUGAUCAAGAAUGGGUUUUGUUGGCAUGUGAUGCUGAUUUGCAGGAAUGCAUUGAUAUCUUGAUGGCAUCAAUGGGGCAUGUGAUCAGGUUGUUGGUGCAUGAUGUAGUCUCCAACUUGGGUAGCUCAUGUGAGAGUUCGGGAGAAUGAGAAUGUGCAAAAUAGUAGGAAGUUUUUCCUUCGUUUCUUAUCUUGUAAUUCUAGCUGAUUCAUGUGGGUGAAGCUAUAGAUUUUGUCCUGCAAUUGUGCUUGGAUUGCAGCUGCAAAUGUAAAUGUUGAAGAAACCAGCGUUUUGUCAUAGAUGUUGUUAUCCCUUAAGUAGAGGACUGGUAGUUGGGUCAUUGUAUUAGUAGCCUUCUCUUGUAAUAUCCAUUAUUUUUCUUGAUUGGGUGGUUUGGCUGAUUUUCAGAGAGGGGGUGGGAACCAAGACCUCUCACUACCAACCAGGUGGCUUACUGUUAAGUCAAAUGCCUUGGUUUACUCUUUUGUAUUCUCUUCUUUCUUGUUAUUAUUCUUAUUAUCGAUCAUAUUGUUUCUGUUUUACCAUGAUUACAAUUGAUACCAUGUGGGUGUUA
This is a messenger RNA of Amborella trichopoda, 3855 nucleotides long. The record is from RefSeq and is a predicted model, not a curated record. NCBI's taxonomy places the organism in Eukaryota, Viridiplantae, Streptophyta, Magnoliopsida, Amborellales, Amborellaceae.